AUGAAUCUUGUGAAAAUAUUAGUAAUGCUUUGCUGUUUAAACAAUGAUGCAUGUGCAGAGCAAGACUCUUCUAACAUUUUUCAUUUAGGUGGAAACUCCAUAAUCAAGUGCAACAUAGCAGAGGGAUUUAAUGGCCACGCCUCUCUAUGGCCAGUAAUAGCAAAAAACCUCCAGCGGCCAGGAAAUGUUAUUUCGUACGUUGUUCUGGUGCAUGUCAUAAACAUGCCUGAAGUCCAAAUGGCCAGCACCAAAGCCGACUAUGGGGGAAUAGCUAGUAUAAACUUUAAUUCAAGCGGGCAGGACGGGAAAGACAUAGGCAUACUUCUGGAAAUGGAUAUCUCUAAUGCUGCAGAAGAGCAAACCAGCCUAUAUGUAAAUGAGAUUGUUUCAAAUGACCACAUAGGAGCACAGCACGGCCUGCGGCUGUUUGCUGUUGCAAUUCAAAAAGGAAUUCCUGAAGACAAUACGAAAUAA
This is a messenger RNA of Nematocida ausubeli, 474 nucleotides long. RefSeq lists its product as uncharacterized. The coding region runs from base 1 to 474 and encodes 157 amino acids. NCBI's taxonomy places the organism in Eukaryota, Fungi, Microsporidia. The record is from RefSeq and is a predicted model, not a curated record. The transcript has a single exon.